Nematocida minor is the source of this 768-nucleotide messenger RNA. Its product is annotated as tRNA-specific adenosine deaminase 2. The coding region runs from base 1 to 768 and encodes 255 amino acids. Gene Ontology annotation, biological process: tRNA wobble adenosine to inosine editing. The record is from RefSeq and is a predicted model, not a curated record. NCBI's taxonomy places the organism in Eukaryota, Fungi, Microsporidia. The transcript has a single exon. Gene Ontology annotation, molecular function: tRNA-specific adenosine-34 deaminase activity.
AUGGUGUGUGGCCUGUGGGAUAAAAUAGGAGACCAUACAGCACUAAAAAAUUUAAUGGAAAUAGCCAUAGAUGAGGCAAAAAAAGCGCUGGAGCUUGAAGAAGUUCCAAUAGGCUGUGCAGUAUUUCAUAAAGGCAGAUGUAUAGAUACAGCCCACAAUUUGACAAAUAAAAACAGAGAUCCCCUGGCGCAUGCAGAAAUGCUCUGUCUCGAAAGGCUUCCCAAAGAGAUGCUUUCGGAAAUAGAGCUGUAUGUAACAUGUGAGCCGUGCAUAAUGUGCUUGGCUCUGAUAAUUAAGCUGGGCAUUAGAACGGUUGUGUAUGCGUGUAUAAAUCCACGGUUUGGAGGACUUUCUCCGUUUGUAGCAGAAGGCAUUUUAUCACUUGUAGAAAAGAAGAAUGAGCCAGAAAGCAAUGAUACAGAUUAUACCGUGAAAAAUGAUCAGAAAACUUUAGAUAAGUAUUUAACUAAUAAGAUAGAUAUUAACGAUAAAGUGGCAGAAGAUCAAUUGUGCUGUUGUAGUGCACAAGAUGCUAAUUUAGCGAUUAAAACAGAACACAAAUGUUCUAGUGUAAAAGUUUACUCAUACACAGGGGCAGCUGAUAAGAGUGCAAGCUAUAUAAAGAUGGUGUAUCAGCCGGCGCAGACAUCUCUCGAUUUGCUAAAGUCUUUCUACAUGCUGGAAAAUGGCCGGGCGCCAGUUGAAAAGCGAAAAGUUAAAAACUCACAGCACGCAAAAAAUUUUAAAAAUGACACAGGACGAGAAUAA